AUGGACUUGGCACAUCAAUACGCAUUCGCCUCGUCGCUGUUGCCGGGACGCUCGCUAUCGCCAGAGGGCGUGCAGUUCGUAGCGCAGCGCGAGUCAUUCAAAGUCGAGCACCACGGUCACGAGGGGCAGCAUCUUGCAAUGUUCCUCAUAUUUAUUGCAGUGCUGGCAAUGCUGCCGGCCACGGUCAAGUACUGGCGGCGAAACCACCCACUGUCAUACCGGCUGGUCAGCAUGGGGUCGAUCAGCUUGAUCCCGCCAUACUUUGCGGCGGCCAACGGCUACCACCGCUUUGUCACGAUUUGGCUGCUGUACGCGGCGGCCAAUAUAUACAUACUGUACCAGGCCACGCGGCGACCGCUGCAGACGCACACGCCGCGGCGGGUGUACCAGUGGUUUGCAUUCACCAACAAGGCAUCGUACGCGGUGUUUAUGCUGGGAUUCUUUCUCUUCAUCCUCUGCUUCUUUAACAUUGUGCCCGGAUUUACAGACACGGAGGCGUACCUGUCGGCCAGCAUGCUGACUUUGUUCUAUGGGCUGUACUUUGGACUGAUGAGCCGUGAUCUGGUGACGCUGUGCUCGGACAACAUCGCAGCGGCAUUGGGUUACUCUGGCGGCGAGCACAACCUGCCGACAAAGUCACUCCCGUGCGAAGUGUGCUGUGUCUGUGGAGACGGGCUCGGGGAGCGCGAUGGGGCAGCGGCGGGCGUGAGAGAGCCGACGCAUGUUUUGGGAUGCGGACACGAGUUCCACGCGACCUGUAUCCGCGGCUGGUGUGUAGUUGGGAAACGCGAUGUGUGUCCGUUUUGCCGCGAGAAGGUCGAUCUGGAGCCGUUCAAGCGCAAUCCUUGGGACAAGCAGGAGCUAUUUUACGUCACGGCGCUGGAGUACAUGCGGUUCUUUGUCAGCUGGCAGCCGCUCACUGUGCUGCUGCUGACCAGCAUUUACUGGAUCCUUGGACUCAGUUAA
Messenger RNA from Kickxella alabastrina, 966 nucleotides. RefSeq lists its product as uncharacterized. Gene Ontology annotation, molecular function: ubiquitin protein ligase activity; metal ion binding. The coding region runs from base 1 to 966 and encodes 321 amino acids. The record is from RefSeq and is a predicted model, not a curated record. Lineage: Eukaryota; Fungi; Kickxellomycota; Kickxellomycetes; Kickxellales; Kickxellaceae. The transcript has a single exon. Gene Ontology annotation, cellular component: Golgi membrane; endoplasmic reticulum membrane.